AAUCUAGCAACGGUGGGGUGGAGGUAAAGCCCAAGAAAUACCAACAUCUUCUAUACAUCUUCACCCAUUCACAGGUCUCAACACACAUGCUAUUUUCGUCGACUUUCCAUUGCCUACAUUAUAAACAACACCUCUCCCCCUCCCUCUCUCCCCCAGCAGCAGGAGGCGCAAGCAUGGGGGCGGAGGUGGAGCCGGAGUACGUGUUCGGGGUGCGGGGGGAGGUGAACGGGUGUGUGGUGCAUGUGGACCCCAGCACCGUGGCCUAUCCGGCGGGGGCGCUGCUGGUGCUGCACGACACAUCCACCCACCGCCAGGAGUUUGUGAGCCUGGCGGAGGAGGCGAGACCCACCGCCCUGGCUAUAUCCCCGAAGAGGCAGUACCUAUGCGUGUGUCGGGCGGGCGAGGCAGCGGCGGUGAGCGUGUGGGACGUGGCGGGGCGCAAACGGCUGAGGUUCCUGAGCUGCGGCGAGAUGGGCAGCGAGGGGUACGUGGCGGCGGCGUUCAGCCCGGACGAACAGAUGGUGGCUGCGCAGGGAGGAGCGCCCGACUGGACCCUGGUGUUGUUUGUGUGGGAGAAGGGGAAGGUGUUCUCUGUGCUGCGGUUGAGCGACACGCCAGGUCUGGGUCCCGUCUCGUCCCUGUGCUACCACCCUCAGGACUGCGGCGUGCUGUCCGUGGUGGGCGAGCGCGUCUUGAAGCUCUUCAGGCUCAACGACAAGCUGCUCAAGACGUGGGGAUACCAGGGAGGCCAUAACCACCAUUGUCUGUGUCAGGUGUGGGUGGAUCAGCAUACCUUGUUGAUCGGCACGGAGACGGCGACGGUGCUGGUGCUGGAGGAGGGAGAGCUGAGGACGGAACUGCACGUGACCCAUCCUGACCUCCAGGAGAUCGAGAAGAAGGGAACGAGCACGGGUAGCGGCGGGGGCGGCGGCGGCGUGGCGGAGGGCAGCGGCGGGCGUCCGUUGGGUCCCCGCCACCGCCGCGUGACAGCCCUGGCGGUGUUCAGCGGGGGGUUCCUGUGUGCGUGCGGCCCCGACAAGGUAUUCGUGUUCCAGCGCAGCGAGGAUGUCAAUGAGCACUACUUCCAGCGGUAUGUCCUGCGCCUGUGUGAUCCCAGUCCGGCGGCGUUGGUUAGCGGGCGCGGCGAACACACCAUAACCACGCUGUCUCUCUGCCCAUCCGAGAAGACCAUCGUUGCCGCUACACACAGUUGCCAGCUCUUCACCAACCCUUUGCCCUCCCUCGAUGCCUCCACGCUCUCCAGCCUCCAAUUCACCCCCCUGCUGGCCCGGCUACACGAGGGGGCCGUGGUGGACGCCGACACGUGCCUAUGGAAGCCUCUGGUGGUGACGGCAGGGGAGGAUAGGACGCUGAAGGUGUGGGAUUACCGCCAGCACCUGCUCCUCAUGAGUCAUCCCUUCAAGCAAGACGUUUUCUCUCUCUCCGUGCAUCCGACUGGCCUCCACGUGGCUGUCGGGCUCACGGACUCGCUCAAGCUACACCACCUCCUGUUCGACUCCCUGCGGGCCUACAGCGAGGUGCAUGUACGUCGCUGUGCCUGCUGCUGCUACUCCCCCGGCGGGCACAUGCUGGCAGCGGCGGACGGGCACCUGCUCCUGCUGACCUCCACUCUGACGCUGAAGAAGUCUCUCACGCUGAAGGGCCACGCUGCUAAGGUGACGGGCGUGGGCUGGUAUCCCGACAACUCCGCGGUCAUGGCAUGCGGGGCGGACGGAAACAUCAUCGGCUGGGAUGUGUGUCGCGGGCAGGUCAUGUGGCAGGUAACAGCAGGUAACGGGGCGUGUUCCUACCUGGCCUCCUGUCUCUCAUUGGACGGGAAAGCGACGGUCCUGGCGGGUCACGGCGGGGGCUUCGCGGAGAUCACGGGAGGACAGCUGGUGCAGGAGAUGAACUACAAUAACAACACCACCAACAACAACACCAGCAGCAACAACAGUGGGGAGGUGAUCUGCGCCUGCGUGGCCCCCAUCAAGACCCUGCUGGCCCUGGGCACCGCGCGGGGCCACCUGGCGCUCAACAAGUUCCCGCUUCACAUGGCACUCAACACGUUCAAACAGGUGCCCGCCCACGCCGCUACGAUUGUCAAGGUGCUGGUGACGAGGGACGAGGGGCGGCUGGUCACGUGCGGCGCUGAUGGGCUGGUGGUGGUGUGGGCCGUUGCUGCCGUGGAUGAGAAGUCCCCGGGGUUCGUGGCCGCGAGAGAGCGCCUUCAGGAUCUACCCGAUGUCCCUGAGAUGAUGGUUGCGAGGACUGACUUGAAGGCCACACAGCAGCACGUGGAGGCGCUGGAGAGUCGUGUGUCCUACCUGAUGCGGGACAAGCAGGUGCAUCUAGCCCUCCAGCAGCAGGAGUUCGCCGCCAGCAGGGAGGCUCUGCUCGCUCGCCAGCAGGCCGCCAUAGACAAGCUCAACGCCACGAUACAGGAGAUGGAGAGGGAGCGUGAGAGCCUGCAGGAGAGCCACGGCCGCGCCCUGGAGGAGGUGACCUUCGAGCACCAGGGGCAGCUAGCGGGCCACCAGCAGGAGCUCAGGAAAAAGCUUCUCUACGAGUACUCCAAGCAGGACAAGCUGGAGGCGGAGCUGAAGGAGAUGCAACUGACCCUCGACAGGAAGGUGGCGGAGGCGGAGAGGAAGACGAGGGAGGAGCUGCAGGAGAGACUCAACCAGCAGGAGGCCGUGGUGGAGAGGCUGAAGGCGGAUCUAGAGAAGACCACCGCGGAGUUGGAGAGGGAGCGGAGCGAGGGGGCGGAGGUGGUGCGGCUGGUGGAGGCGUCGACAGAGGCGGAGCUGAGCCAGGUUCGAGCCUCCCUGCACGCCCAGUUAGCUGAGGAACACUCCGCCGUGAUCAAACUGAGGAGCGAGAGAGCGGCGCUGAAGAAAAACUAUGGCAUGGUGCAGCGGGAGUGCGAGGAACGGUCGGGUGAGGUGGCGGCUCUGACGGAGGAGAGGACGAAGCUGCAGGCUACGGUGAGGGGGCUGGAGCGCGAGAUGGCAGCACUGAGGCGGGAGGUGAAGCACAGGGACGAUAUCAUACGGGACAGGGAGGGCCAGAUGAGCAGCACGAGGGAGCACGUCGGGGAGCUGGAGAAGCAGCGGUUCCUCCUCGACCACCAGAUGGGGCUGCUGAAGGAGGAGCUGCAGCCGCUUCAGGCCGCCCUCGAGCAACGCGCGCAGCAGAUCAAGCAGAUGGAGGAGGAGGUGAGCGAGACACGGCUGGUGGUGGGCGCGCGGGACCGUCAGGUGAAGGAGCUCAGUCAGCGGCUGGCGACGGCGAGGCAGCUGGGGCGUCUCCUGGAGCAGCGACACCACGCGCUCGCCACAGCCCUGACGCGCGUGCUGGCCGACCUCGCCUCCGCCACCACCCUCAUCCACCAGCCCAAGAAACUGAAGGAGGCGGUGAAGGCCCUCAACGACAAACACGUGCGCAGCGGUCGUCACAAGGAGUUCUGGACGCGACCUGACCUCGACAAGCUGGCACAGGCGACUGACCCCGUGGCACAGGCUGGCGGCGGUGCUGGGGGCGUGGCGGCGGAGGAGGAGGAGGCGGUGUGCGAACUGCUGCGCCAGAGGGAGAUGCUGGAGCGGUCUGUGGCGACGCUGAGGGGGCAGGCGGAGAAGCAGAGCCGGGCACACAGGGACAAGGUGGCCACGCUCGUCAGGAAGAACAGCGAGCUCCUGACGAGGGUGCGGGAGCUGGAGGAGCGGUCGUGGCGGCUGGAGGGCGAGGCGCGGAGGGCGGAGAGUCUGGCCGGGCUGAGGGACCCACGCUCCUGCCGAAGGAAGGCGUCACGUGACCAGCUGGUGCAGACACUAUCCAGGCAGGCGGAUACGAUAGCGAGACUCCAGAUACAGCUGAAGGAGGCGUGUGAGGGACAGACAAACAAUGCAGAAGAAAACAAGACCAGCAAUUCACUAAAAAGCACACCAACAAAACAAGGAGGAGUGAUGAGAACAGGAAGUGGAAGAAGUAACAUAUAA
Eriocheir sinensis (Chinese mitten crab) is the source of this 3998-nucleotide messenger RNA. RefSeq names its product cilia- and flagella-associated protein 57-like (gene tous). Gene Ontology annotation, molecular function: protein binding. Bases 87 to 3998 code for a protein of 1303 amino acids. The record is from RefSeq and is a predicted model, not a curated record. The transcript is spliced from 23 exons. Lineage: Eukaryota; Metazoa; Arthropoda; Malacostraca; Decapoda; Varunidae.